Molecule: messenger RNA, 600 nt
Organism: Centruroides sculpturatus (bark scorpion)
Lineage: Eukaryota; Metazoa; Arthropoda; Arachnida; Scorpiones; Buthidae
Product: epididymal secretory protein E1-like
Exons: 4
Coding region: 68-508 (146 amino acids)
Biological process (GO): sterol transport
Molecular function (GO): sterol binding
Source: RefSeq, a predicted model, not a curated record
GACCGGAAUAUAUAAAAAGCCGGGAAUGUAUGUGUAGUAAAACAAAGUAAUAGAAGACAGAUUCGAAAUGUUGUUAGCUUUAUGGCUCUUGUGGUGCGUUGGAUACGUUUCGUGUAAAACUAUCAAAUUUGAUUCUUGCGGAGGCAACGUUACCGCAGUCAGGGUAACUCCUUGUGAAGAAGAACCUUGCAAAGCAAUCAAAGGAAAAUCUAUCCACAUAGAAGCAGAUUUUAUAUCAAAACAAAACUCAGACUGGCUGCAAUUAUGGGUUGGUGCCGAAUUAUCAGGUAUAAGUCUUCCUUUGCCUGGUUUGAAUCGGGAUGCCUGUAAAGGCAGGAACAUCACGUGCCCUGUAUCUGAAGGUGACAAACAAACGUUUGUAUUCGAUCUUGAUAUACUCCCGUUUUUUCCAUCUCUAAAAACGAUGACAGUUUUCGAAAUUACGGGCGAAGGAGAUAAAUUACUUUGCUUCAAGGCUCCAGUGCAAAUAGUUAAAAGCCAGAAAUGAAAUUCUACGAUCGUCUCGAUAGAUAUUAAUUUUUUAUUGUGACCCACUUGUUAUGAUUUUAUGUAAUACAACUUAUACAAAAAUCGAUAAAA